This is a messenger RNA of Symbiodinium sp. CCMP2456, 798 nucleotides long. The record is from the annotation of a GenBank genome assembly. NCBI's taxonomy places the organism in Eukaryota, Dinophyceae, Suessiales, Symbiodiniaceae.
AUGGGAGCCAAUGGCUCCGUCCGACGGUCGAAAACAGCAAUGAGUUACUUGAUGAAUGAGUUUAACCGCCUGAAAUCACAUGGCGUUGAUGGAGAGGCGGUGUGGGGAGAGUGGUUUGCGGCAUCCUUGGCGUCACCCAAUGUGAAUGGGGCCUCCCUGCCCCAAGCACAGACCCACGUCGAGGAGCCCGUGCUGACAUUGGCGACGCUACAGCGGCUUGCCACUCCAGAGGACUUGUCCCUGGACUUUCGGCACAUUGCCACGCUCUGGAAGUUAGACUCCAAUCGGGAUGGUGUGGUCACAUUCGAGGAGCUUGUGACUUUUGCAGAAUUCUGCAAUGAGCAGCGGAUGAUGCUUGGCGACCUUGAGCUCUCCCAAAAGCUGAAGGCUCUUUGCGUUAUGGAGAUGAUUACAGAUGUGUGUGAUGAGGACGGUCAAGACGUCUUCGUGGACUGGAUGCUCAAGCUUGUGGCUCAGGACAUGUCCCCUCGGCCAUUUCGCAUGAUGCGAAUACCAGUUGAUGCCCAAGACGCUGGUAGGCCGACCUUCUAUGUCCACAUGGAUGUGGUCAUGAACCUGUACAAUCUGCUGAAGCCUUGCCAAAUAUCAAGCCACACAAACAUGCAAGACUUUGUUGACUUGCUCCACCAGAUUGGAGAGAGCAUGAACCUUCAGCCGCUCAUGAUCAAGGAUCUUGAUGAAUGGGUGCCUCUUGAAGUCGUGUAUCACUGGUUGAAGCGCUUUGUCGCAGCUUUCACGGACCUCUACAAAGAGCUGGGUCUGUGCAUAGAUACAUAA